AAUUUAGUAACUUAUUAUGACUGAUCCCAAAUUUGAACAGUGUAGGCUAUAUAUAGCUAUUUGUUGAAUUUGGUGUUUGUAAAUACAUGCAUUAAAAAGUAUGUAUAUAACUAAUGCUUAUUAACAUUUUUGAACUUUUAUUUUGGGACGAUGACGUACGUAGAGCCAGCAGUCUAGUUUCCAACAUUUUAAUUACCAUUGAACGCAGCAUUCUGUAAAGGAAGAGAGUGGGGGACGCUGGUCAAGUUUUUUGCCAUUUGGGCAAAAGAGGAAGAAGAACGCACUAUGAACCCAGUUGCGCUGGAGCAGGGGGGAUUUCAUCUGUAAAGGGUUUUUAUUUUGUAUACGUUUGCGUCAGUUGUUUGUAACUCUGGAUGUUAAAAUGCCCAAUGAGGUGAAGCAAAGGAAAAAGACCCAGCCACAGAAGCUCAGUGAUGAUACGCCUGAAACAGUGGCAAACGGUCCCGGGGAAGACCAGAAAGUGAAAACGGCAGCUGGACAGGUCCCUUCAGGAGAAAAGAAAUCUUCUGCCGUGGAUUUCAAAGGCAUUUUGUGUAUACUGUCGCUCGCAGCCUGUGGUAUUCUGAGUUGGGUUGUGCUACAGCAGAAUGAGAGGUUUUCUGAAAUUGAAGAAAAGUUCCGACUUUUACAUGACGAAACCUCGCCUCUGAUCGCCAUGGAACAAGAAAUACAAACCAUUUCUAAAAAGCUGGCAGCUUCAGAGGACGACCUCCAGGUGGCGCUAUCUACUGUUUCCGUGGCAUCAAAACUUCAGCAGGACAUCUCAACACUUCACGCGGCAGUGAUGGCGGUACAGGCUGAUGAGAAGUCUGCCUCCGGUGAUCUACAAGAGGUCAACGCAAACUUUCUGAAUGUGACUGAGACUUGGCAGCAGCGUCUUGGUGUGAUCAACUCAGAUUUGGUGGCACUAAAGUCGGAGUCCCGGGAUGCUCACACUGAAGCCACAGAGAAGGUGAAUGAGGCUGAGCGCAGAGUUAAGUCCCUGGAGAAGAAACUGGAGGAGCUGGAGGACAGCACCAAGAGAAACGCCCGAGCUCUAGAGCGCACGGAGGAGGACGAUGUGAAGCGAGCUCAGGACCAACUUGACUGGAACACCAAACAGAUCCAAAAACUGAAGGACCAGAUCACUGGCCUAGCUCUAAAAGAGACUGAACUAAGCUCUCAGCUCCAGGAACACAUCCCCAAAGCAGAGGAGUGUGAACAGCACCUGCCCAAAGUGGAGGAGGCGGUCCGUUCCAUUGUGAGACUGGCAAGUGAUCUGAGCGGGACUGAGAAAAGACUGGAAGAACUGACUCUCCAGGUUUUUGGCACAGAGGACAGUAUGCUCAAAGCCCUCAAUGAAAUCCUUCAGAUCAGGCAGGAGCUGGACACUCUACAUGCUAAAAACAGCAUUCUGAAGAUGAAAGAUGAGCUAUCUGUAGUGAAAGAGGCAGUCCGCGAACUCACUCUGGUGUUGAGACAAAACAAUGAUGAGAAUCAGGUAGAGUCUGUCAGUCAGAAGGAAGAGGAAGAAUGGACCCAUGAUGAUGAGGAAGAUGAGCCAUGGGAAAAUGAUGAAGAAGAGCCUCUACUGUUCACUGAUGACCAUUUGCAAUAAUAUAUAUACAUAUAUCUAUAUCUAUCUAUAUAUAUAUAUAUAUAUAUAGAGAGAGAGAGAGAGAGAGAGAGAGAGAGAGACAGAUAGAUAGAUAUAAUAAUUUGUCAUUACUAUAUGUCUAUCUUGUUCCAGUGCAUACAUUUUAAUGAUGUUGAUGUUAUUGUUUAAUUUAAAAAAACAAAAACAGAAAAGUUCACUGUCAUUUUUACUGAGACUGGACAAAGUUGCUAUUUCCUAUAUUUUGCUUUAAUUCUACAAUUCAAUAAAACAUACAUUUGACUAAA
Molecule: messenger RNA, 1902 nt
Organism: Boleophthalmus pectinirostris (great blue-spotted mudskipper)
Lineage: Eukaryota; Metazoa; Chordata; Actinopteri; Gobiiformes; Gobiidae
Gene: ikbip
Product: IKBKB interacting protein
Exons: 3
Coding region: 383-1618 (411 amino acids)
Source: RefSeq, a predicted model, not a curated record